AUGGGCAUAUGUGGUUGUAAGAACUCUCCUAAAUAAAAAAGGCAAGAAAUGAAAUAAAUUAUCAACUAAGUUAAUUAAAAGCAAGUUAAAGAUGAUCAAUUUUCUGAAUUGAGUGAAGAAAUUUAAGAAAUUUUAGCCUAUUACUUAAAGAAUGAAAAUAAUUCUCCUCAAAAUAAAUAAUUAAGUGAAUCUAAUUAUUUAAAGCACAGUCUAGAAAUGCCAAAUACUCCUUAUUUUAAGAGCAAUGCAGAUUCAGAAGAUUAAUUUCAUUUUAUGAAAUAAGCAAAAUAAUUAGAAGAAAUUAGCAUAGUAAUUUAACAUUAAGAUUUAGGAAGCAAUUACCUAAUUAAAGCAGUGAUUUUUUACCAGUAAUUAAGGAAAAUAACAAUUAAAACAAUUAAGAAAAGAAAUAAAAAGUUUAUUUGAUAAAUAAUCAUAAAUUUUAAAGUAUAUGUCCAAUAUGUAAUAAUGAUCACAUUUGGUUUCAUAAUUGCAAAUAAGAAUUCAUAUAUUUAGAAGAAUAAUUAAUAUUUUGUUAACAAUGCAAUUUUAAGACUCUAAUAAAAGAAUAUGAGUUUGUAUGCUUAAAAACUUCAGAAAGAUUUAAAUUCUCAACAGAUUAAAUUGGAGAUUUAUUUGCAUGA
Molecule: messenger RNA, 644 nt
Organism: Paramecium sonneborni
Lineage: Eukaryota; Ciliophora; Oligohymenophorea; Peniculida; Parameciidae
Source: the annotation of a GenBank genome assembly